GAGACACAGUCAGAGAGACGACAGGAAGAAGAGAGGAAGGGACGCAUAAUGAGAGAAGAAGAAGAAACCCAUUCCAGCUGUGUUUCUGCACCAAAGAGAGUCGUGAGAACUUCUUCACAUUGAAGAAUUUUCCAGUGCACGCCAAGGGAACAAACAUUUACUUCUGACAUUCUCCUGUCAGUAUCAGCUGUUUAUUUUUAAGCAAACAAACCAUCUAGUUGUACAUGUUGAUGGGACAGAAAUAGCUCCAGGGUUUCAUUGGAUAAGAAGUCUUUUUUUGGCUCUUUGUUUGUUUUGUGCGUAAGAAGCCUCUCCUCAGCUUGUCAUUUCAAGACAAACAUGAGCACGGACAACUCGACUCUGCUGGACAACUUGUUCCUUCCCCCUGUCUGCGAUGGCUGGAGCAACAACACAGAGGGAGCCAUCUACCAUUUGGGAAACACCAUGCUCUUCCUGGGCUACAUGGGAGGCAGCGGGGCCUACGGGUGCCUCUUUAUCUUCGGCUUCCUGGCCCCCGCCUUCGUGUGCCUGACCCUGUGGGGCUGGCUGACCAUGUGCGGCCUGGACGUCUUCACCUGGAACCUGCUUCUGCUGCUGGCCUGCUUUGUGCAGAUUUGCCACCUGCUGUACCGGCUGCACCAGGAGGGCAUACGCAGUGAGGAGCUGACCUCCCUCUACCAGGCAGUAUACCUGCCGCUGGGUGUGCCCGUCCAGGUGUUCAAGGAGAUCGCAGGCGCCUUUGAGCACAAGGUGGUGGAGCUGAAGGCGGGAGAGACGUACGCUGUGGAGGGCAAGACGCCCAUCGAUCGUCUCUCCUUUCUGCUGUCUGGGAGGAUCAACGUGUCUUUAGAGGGACAGUUUCUGCAUUACAUCCACCGACACCAGUUCCUGGACUCUCCAGAGUGGGAGUCUCUCAGACCAAACGAGGAGGGAAAGUUCCAGGUGACCAUGACAGCAGAAGAAGACUCCCGCUACAUCUCAUGGCGUCGCCGCCGCCUCUACUUGGUGAUGUCAAAGGACCGUUACAUCGCCCGCAUCUUCUCCAUCAUGCUGGGCUACGAUAUCGCUGAGAAGCUCUACAACCUCAACAACAAGCUCUACAUUAAGAGCGGUGUGCUGCUGGACAUCCGCCUGCCCAGCCUCUACCACGUGCUGGCCCCCUCCUCGCAGGGCAGCGGCAGCGGCAGUGAAGGUGGCAGCGGUAAGGAGCAACACCAUGGUGAAGACGCGGCACCAGCCUACCAAAUGUCAGAUCCAACCCAUCCUCAGGCCCCCCACCUGCAGGGACCAAGGAACACCGCCCUGGAUGAACCCCACGCCCCCCAGCAUGGCCGUUAUCAGCACCCCUGGGCGUCAGACCCCGAGCUGCCCAUUGGUGAGGACUCCACCAGCCUGGUCCUGGAGGACUUUGCUGAUGUGGCGGGCUCCUUAAAGGAUUAUGGCAGUGAGAGGGAUUAUUUGAGGUAGAGAGGCAGGGUGCUGGAGCUAACACACGGGGUCACCACUUAAGCUACAUGAGGUGAUAGUGACGGGAGUCUACCGCCUCGAUUCCAGAGGGGCAGAGCGCCGCUGGCUCCCACCGACACUCCCAAACUGUGAGAACAGUCUCUCCUGGAAACACUCGUAUUAUCUACAGCAUAGCAGUAUGAAUGUGUCACAUGUCACUUGUUCCAACACUGUGUCCUCCUCGCUCUCUGUUCUCACCUCAGCUAACACCAUGAGUCCUGAACACCAAGAAGCUUUUUCUUCGCUCUAUUUAAAUUACAGUUUCAGUGAUAAAGCAGCUAAUAUCAAUAUUUGGGGGCUGAUAUUUAUAACCAUAAUAAUUUAAAUUGGUUUAUUGCCUACAAAAUGUAAAUCUUUUGUGCUUGCAGUUUUCUUAUCAAGAUUUGAAGCAUCAUGAAACUCUGAAAUCUGCUUUAAAAUCUUAAAGCACCAUAUUUAUUCAAUUUAAAUUAAACUUGUAGAUAUUUUAGAAUUUUAAUGACGAUGGCAUCUAAGAUUUAAAUCUACAAUUCAUACAAACAGCUGAGUGAUUCAAUAAACAACCCAAUCACCAGAAAAAAAUGUUGGCAUUGCACGUUUUAGCAAACAAUGGAGGUGUUACAUUUACACGUUAUUAUGUUGCAGAGACUUUGAACAACGCUGUGGUGAAAGUGCAUUUAGGUUUCGGCACAAAAACCACUUGGUGAUGGUGGGAAAAGAUCGUGUUUGGGCUGUAAAUAUCCACUUUUGGGGGCACAAUCUUUACAGGAAAUGCACUGAUGUUUUGGUAAAACAUAACUUUUCCUGGUUCUAUCCCCUGGUGGAAAGACAGCGACAGGUUACUGCAAAACACCCAUGUUUGGAGCCUAAAAAGCUGCUGGAAGCACAUCAGUUACUUGCUAAAAAAUAACAGCUUUUGUUGUUUGUUGGUGAAACAUAAAGUGGUCUGCAGCUUGACAGGCCUCUCACCUAGGUGUCACACCAUCCACCAUCUCCCCUCACCCCCUGAUGACAGAGUCAGCUCAUAUACUCAGUUUAGAAACAUUGAUAGGAUUCGUAUCGUAUUCGUUUCGAAACAUGCAAAUGUAACAUAUCAGCAGUUUGUAGAUACAUAUAAUGGCAACUUUUUUUUCUGGUAAAUGGGCUGCAAUAAAAUGCUCAAGGAACAUUUAUACUGUGUGUUUCUUUAGCUGCUAUCAGAGAGAAACAUGUGUCCAAUUAAAUAUGUUGACUUGCAGAUUGCCACAUUUAAUAAACUACCAUUUAAAUCCACGAUUAUUUAUUAAGUGUCACUGGAACUGAGGACAGAGGGACAGCUUUCACCAGCAUAUUAAAUGUCUGUUAUUUCAUGUAAUAAAAAUGGAUACUGAGAUACUGAAACGGAUGAAUCUGGUUUUCAUCUCACUUAUAUUUGAUGUUAAAACUAUGACUGUCUGAUUUGAAUGUCACAUGACUUGAUGUUAGAUUUGACUUUCGAUGUGUCCCCCCCCCCCCCAAACUCUAACUCAGUGUUAAGAAAGAAU
Messenger RNA from Epinephelus fuscoguttatus (brown-marbled grouper), 3008 nucleotides. RefSeq names its product popeye domain containing 2 (gene popdc2). The coding region runs from base 340 to 1467 and encodes 375 amino acids. Gene Ontology annotation, cellular component: sarcolemma. The transcript is spliced from 4 exons. NCBI's taxonomy places the organism in Eukaryota, Metazoa, Chordata, Actinopteri, Perciformes, Serranidae. Gene Ontology annotation, molecular function: cAMP binding. The record is from RefSeq and is a predicted model, not a curated record.